This is a messenger RNA of Symbiodinium natans, 528 nucleotides long. The record is from the annotation of a GenBank genome assembly. NCBI's taxonomy places the organism in Eukaryota, Dinophyceae, Suessiales, Symbiodiniaceae.
AUGUCUGGAGCGUUCGCCUGCCAGGGCUCCAGACUUGCAGGAAGGCUUAGCAAGCAACAAAGCUUUGCCCACAUGGCUCGUGCUACGGUCCGCGGCAUUGCGCUCGCCCUGGUUGGAGCUGCCUGGGCACUGGGAUGCUUGCCUUUGUCAUUCUGUGGCGCAGGACGUGAGGGCUCGGGAUCACUGACCGCUCGCCCCGGCUGGCGCUUGGACAAGAUGGAGUUCGGUCCGUCUGGCAUCGGGCAGCUGGUGGUUGCCGAAGGCUUCUUCAUCGGCGAGAAAGACAUGUACAAAGUCUGCAACAAGCAGGGCCGCCGAUAUCGCAUGCGGCCCUUCGCAGAGGAGCGCAAAGCUGGUGCAAGCGUGCCAGGCAUCUUUCAGCUGGGACCCUUCAAGAUCCAUCUCGAGCAGACUUUCCGCGGGGGCGCCGGCCCCUAUGAUCUCGAACGUCCGGAAGGAUACUCUGGAAACGGUGGCACUGCCGGUUGGGGUGAAGACGUGCCCAACAAGGGUGGCUACGGCAGGUGA